AUGGAUACUCUACGCACUUUAGAAUUGAUCCAAAGCGAUACCAAAGAAUCAUUUGAUCAUUUCUUGACCUGGCGCGUGGCUACUUUGUCCGAUUGUGAAUCAAUAUCGACGUUAGUGCAUAGCGGCUACCGUGCUGAAGCAUCUCAUCAAGGUUGGACCACCGAAGAUGCAUUAGUUGGUGGAAACAGAACAGAUCCAGAUUUACUUGCCGACAUAAUUCAGAGUAAAGACAAUAUAAUAUUGCUAUUCUUUGGUGAAAGCGAGAACAUUCUAAUUGGAUGUGUUCAUCUUCAAUAUGAAUCAGAACUAAGACGAGCUUGGUUGGGUAUGUUCACCGUCAGACCAGAUCGACAAGGGCGAGGCUAUGGAAAACAAAUCUUAUCGACGGCAGAAACCUAUGCUCAGGAUACGUGGCGCGCUGAAUUCAUGGAUAUGAGAGUGAUUGUGCAAAGGCCAGAAUUGAUUGCAUUUUACAACCGCCACGGCUAUCUUGAUACAAAUCAACGUCAAGCGUUUCCACCGGACAAUCCCCGACUUGGAAUUGCCAAAAGAAAGGGUCUAGAAAUAUGUGUUUUGAGAAAAGGUUUGAAACUAUCCGAAAAAAAAACAGAUUUGAAUACAUAA
This is a messenger RNA of Rotaria sp. Silwood2, 624 nucleotides long. NCBI's taxonomy places the organism in Eukaryota, Metazoa, Rotifera, Eurotatoria, Philodinida, Philodinidae. The record is from the annotation of a GenBank genome assembly.